Molecule: messenger RNA, 1047 nt
Organism: Arabis nemorensis
Lineage: Eukaryota; Viridiplantae; Streptophyta; Magnoliopsida; Brassicales; Brassicaceae
Source: the annotation of a GenBank genome assembly
AUGAAUCUCCAUCACAAACUCCUUCAACUUCCUCAAAUCACUGAACUUGAUCUUGCUGUUUCCGUAAGUGACAACAAAACCAUUACUGAGAUUUCCUCAAACAUCAUAAAAGCUGAAACUUGGCUAAAAACCCAUGUCCUCUCUCGUUACCCAUCCACCAAAAUCACCACCAUUGUUGUCUUUUUCCCUGAUUCUUGCCAAACCAAACCCAUCUUUGAUCUUGCUCUGUCUUCUAUGAAGAACCUACACCAUUCUCUUACAAGAUGGGGUCUUGAGAAGAACAUCAAAGUCUCCUCUGGCUUCUCUUACAAAUGCUUAAACAACAACUCAGAAAUGUUCAAGCCUGUUUUUAUCUUCCUCAAAGCAAUAAACUCCACUUUCACCAUAAACCCACCUCUAGAUUUCCUCUCUUCACCUCAUAAUCAUCUUGAUUUGCUUCAAUCCGUGGAAAAGCUCGGAUCUUUAAGCUUCAACAAGGUCAAUUUCUUAAACCCUGAAGCUACAACGACGAUGACAAGAAGAAGCUUAAGAUCUUUAGUCAAUUUCCCAAUUUUACCCUCUCCAUCACCGGAAAACUCACCGGUUCACUCCUCAAUCGGAUUUUCAUCACCACCCACAAACCCUAAUCCCCCAAUUUCACAACCUCCGAUUUCCUCCCCUUUCCCAUUUCCGCCGGAGUUAUCACCUCUUUCCGAUCCAAGUCUCUCUCUUCCGCCGUGUCUUCCUCCUUCUCCGACGCCGUCACCGGCUCCGGCGAAGAAGAAAGACGUGGAAGGGUUAUGGUGCGUGGCGAAACCGAGCGUAGCGGCGGAGACGUUGCAACAGUCUCUGGAUUUUGCGUGUGGACAAGGAGGAGCUAAUUGCGAUGAGAUUAAACCUCAUGGGAUAUGUUUCUAUCCAGACACAGUCAUGGCUCAUGCCUCUUAUGCUUUCAAUAGUUACUGGCAAAAGACUAAACGAAACGGAGGCACUUGCUCUUUCGGUGGUACCGCAAUGCUUAUUACAACUGAUCCAAGUUAUCAGCAUUGCAGGUUUGCGAUGAGUUGA